Anisakis simplex (herring worm) is the source of this 426-nucleotide messenger RNA. NCBI's taxonomy places the organism in Eukaryota, Metazoa, Nematoda, Chromadorea, Rhabditida, Anisakidae. The record is from the annotation of a GenBank genome assembly.
UGGGAACGAGAGAGACAAAUUGGCUCGAAAGUUCUAGGGCAUUGGCUGAAUCAGAUACGAAAAACACGGAGUCGUGAUGUGAAGUCUAACGGCGGUAACACCGACGGUGUCCGAAAGCGUUUCCUGCUGAGUCCAGUAAGUCAUCUGAAUUCAACUGAGAUCAAAAGCAACAAUGAAAAGCCCACAACACCGGUUAUUUCAUCGGAUCACAUGAGCAAUUCUCCAUCGAAUCCACUCCUCGAAACGCCUGCCUAUGAGGAUAACUUGAAGAAGAUGCCAAGCGAACGAAGAUAUUCUGCGAUCAGAAGAUUCAUGUCUCGUUUUUACUCGUGUUUGUGCCCUCCAGAUCGUGAUUGGACGAUCACCUCUGUACAGGUGAGUUCCAAUGAACAGCAACAACACAUCAAAACAAAAUCCAUCGAGUGA